AUGUUCCCGGAGCUUCAGAGCGCGCUGAGCCCAGAGCGGCGGCAGUUCACGCUGAUCAGUGAUUGGAGGACGGACGGCAGCUUCCUGAUACAUCACUUCCUGUCCUACUACCUGAAAUCUCGGAGGAAGGUGUGCUUCGUGGCUCUGGCGCAGUCAUUCAGUCAUUAUAAUCUCAUUGCACAGAAGUUGGGGGUGAACCUGGCCGGCGCUCGGGAUGAGGGGCAGUUGGUCUUCCUGGAGGGGCUGAAAUCUUACAGCAGCCUGUUAUUUCCUGAGACGCCGGAGGCUGAUUCCCAUAAUCCUCUGCGGUUCCUGAGGACCGGCGCUGAGCUGAGGCCUCUCUAUGACUUUAUUUAUGGAGCGUUGGUGCCCCCUGCAGGCGGCGAGUGGAAGAGCCCCGCGCUGAUCGUGGAUGACCUCAGCUUGUUGAUCAGUUUAGGCGUCACUCCGCUGCAAAUCCUGGACUUCGUCCAUUACUGCAGAGCCGGCGUUUGCCACGAGCUUCAGGGGGACGUGGUGUGUUUGGUGCACAGAGACGAGGAGGAUGAGGACGGGGAGGUCCUGUGGAGGACGCUGUGUCACCAGAGCGGACUCAUCCUACAGGCUGAGGGCCUGACAACCGGAUUCUGCAAAGACGUCCACGGCCAGACCCCCUCUCUUGUCCCACAGCUGACAAUCACCCACCGGCAGCGCCAGGACCGGCCCACCAUCUACCAGUACAAGAUUCAGGACAAAAACGUCAAUCUAUUCGCCCCCGGCCUGUCUGCGGCUGUCCUGUGA
Molecule: messenger RNA, 780 nt
Organism: Staurois parvus
Lineage: Eukaryota; Metazoa; Chordata; Amphibia; Anura; Ranidae
Source: the annotation of a GenBank genome assembly